GUUCAUAUAUUUAAUAUGAUUUUGUUUUAGUUUUUUAACACAUAAUCUUUUUUGCAAUUUUGGUUUACUUUACAAUAUAGCUUACAUAUAUUUUGCAACCGUAGUCUUUUGACUUAAUGUUAACCAAGACAUAAACUACUAAAAAAAAUCACUGACAUACUAAUAGAAUAAGUGGAAGAUGCAGAAACUGAUGUGUUAAGGUGUGGAAUGAAGCAGCAGUAUAACAGUAAAGCAAAUGAGAUUUAAUUUAUCUUCUCAUCACAUCACAAGGAGAAGGGUGGAUGUAAUUUUCUACAAGGAAAUGAGCACCAUGUUUACUUUGCAGUGCUGCAUGUGUUUUUGUGAAAAAAUAAUGAACAAAGAUAUAGAUAGCGUUACAGACUGAUUUCAUUAACAAUCUGAGGAAUUAAUAGCUGAUGUAGGGUAUGAUGUGAUAUUAAGCAAAGAUGUUUUUGCAAAGACUAAACAACUAUAAACAUUUUUUUGAUCUGAUGUCGUGCAAAGUAUUCAAAAAAUGGACUGGUUAAUUUGCUUCUACAUUUAAUUUGAGCAAUCAAAAACAUCUUGACUUGUUAAUUAUUCAUAUAAAUAGAUGACAGUUCGCAUUUGUGAUGCAGAUGGUAUGUAUAAAAGUAUUAGGCAAUGCCAAGAUAUUGUGACUAAAAUAUUUGGAUGUCAUGUAAAAUUUAUCUUACUAAAGAAUACAACAGGUGACUAUACUCGCAUGGUAGUUUCUUCACAUGAUUUAUUCAACUUUCUUCAACCUAAAUGCGAUGUGUUAAAGUUGAUGAUUUGUUUUUUGAAAAAUCAUGUUGCUGUUACUAUGGAUGGCGGUUUAUUUACAUUUCUCAUGUCUUCAAAUUUAGUUUUAAAUUCACAUUCUCUGCCUUAUUUUGAGCUUUCAAAUGACAAAAAGUAUCUCCUUUCUGAAAUUAGACAGUUUUUAAACACCAUCAACAUCUUCAUUGACAUAAGUAAAUUUAGCGAUGUUCAAUCAAUCAUUAAAACCAUCUUAAUGCCUAAGAUUAUGCUCAGUUGCAUGGAUUUAGAUCAUAUAUGUAUUCUUUACACAACAUCAUUUGCUAGCACCAUGAAAAAAGAAGACAUAAAAGUUGUCCGUGUAAUAUCCAAGAUAAAAGAUAGUUGUAUUUAUGAUGGUUUUUUGUUGCCUGUUGAAAGUUAUUUUGAUGAUGCUCUGUUAUCUACAAAGUUAACUUUGCGUGUUUGUUUGGUCAAUGUAUCACUUUCAAUAGACAGUGAAGAGCUUUUAGGGGAGAAAAAGGAAAGCAUUAUUGUAGCUUCUAGAAUGAAAACUAAAGAAGAGAUUUUAAAUUUUUUGUGCAAAUUUUGUUACAAUUUUUCGAAACAAGCUGAUGUUUUGAUUUGUCAAAAAGUUGUUCACCCAAAAGUAAAAUAUUUAUUGAAGCAAAAUAAUGUAAUUUGUGUUGAUCGAAUUGGAAGUAUUGCACUCUCAUCAUUGCAAUCCUUAUUCAAUUGCAAAGUUAUGUCAACAUUAAUGCUUACAGAUUUUGCACAAUAUAUUUCAGUAAUGAAUGAUUUUAAGUUUUUAAAUUUGAACAAUCGACACUUUAUACAAAUUACAUCAACAAGUUCAACAUCAAAAACACUGUUAUUGUGUGCAGAAAAUGAUGAAGAACUUGAUACAUUGGCUCAAUGUUUUGAAGUAUCCAUGGCCUUGUUGCAAGGUUUAGCAGUUCAACCACAGGUAGUUUAUGGUGGAGGAUGUAUUGAAACCAUGAUUGCAAUGCAUUUAUUAUACUUGCGUACCAAAAAACUAAAAAUUUCCUGUACUAAUAAUCUGUGGAAAGUUGUUGAUGUUGUUGUAAAAUCUUUUUUAAGUGUAGCUUUAGCUAUUGAUAACGAACAUGAAAUUCUUGAAAAUUUUAUUGAUGAUUCAUUUCAUCACCAUUGGAUUAAUCCUAAAUUUCGAACAAGAUGUUGUUGUGGUUCAAUCAAUAGCAAUAUUGACAUUAAUUUUAUACCUUUUAUUGAACUGAUUAGUUCUGGAAAUAUUAAUGAAAAAAUUAUCGAAGCUAAAACAAUAAACUUGGUUUCUUAUGCUGACAUUGUAAUCCAUCCAUCAGAAGUUUUCUUACGCAAUCUUGAAGCUUCUGUUACACUAUCAGAUAUUGUGUCGCACAUAUCUUUCCAAAUUUUGCAAAUCUAAUAAAUUAGUUUUUAUUUAGUGAAUUGUUUAAACUUUUGUAAUUUUAUCAUUAAUUUUAUAUUUUUGUAAAAGUGUUGUGUAUUUUUAUAGUAUUGUUAUUUAUUGUUUAAACUGUUUUGUCUUUUUGCUAUGGUUUUAUGAUAUAUGGCAGGGAUGUACACUCGUGGUCGCCCGGUGGCACCAGGCGACUGAAUAUUGUGAAGCGCAAGUCAAAAUAUUUUUUUUAUGCAAUUAAGUCGCCCGAAAAGGUGACUAUUGAUUUUUAUCGGCAGUUCUAUUUUUUUGUGUGUGUAAUUUAAGAGAUUUAAAAUAUGCAAAGUAACUAAUGCAAUAAGUAACUAAAAUAAUAAAACUCUAUUUUAAAAGUCAUAAUGCUAAAGUUUGUUUACCGCAUUUUCUAUUGUUAAUUAGAAAAUACAAGUAAAAUAAAAACAAAAAAGUUUUAUCGUUUAAACAUUCUUUUUUUUUAUUUAAUUAAAUUUUAGAGAUAUGUAAUAAUUUAAAAGAUAAGUAAUAGAAGUAAAUUUGUCCAGUUUGUCGAAAUUCCACAUAUACUGAAAAAAAAAAAAUUUAAAGAAAUGACUAAUGACUCUAGAUUGCGUCUAGAAAGGCAUUUUAGUUAGUACUUUAAAAACUAGUUACUACUGAUCAUUAGAAAUUUAGUUCAAUUUACGCCAUAAAAAUUACAUUUUAAAUUACAAAUAAAUUCUAAUCCUGCAAUUAUUGUGAGACCAGACAAUCUCCAAUUAUUUAAAAACAAUUUAUUUAACCAUCAAACGUAUAUUAUUUUAAACUAUCUCUAAAAUCGGUUUAAAUAGAGUAGAUAGUUAUUUCAGUUUCAAUCAUUUUCUUUGCAAUUUGAUUAUUAAGUUGAGUCUAGAAGACUUUGCAAGUUGAUUAUUAAGUUGAGUCUAGAAGACGAAGGAAUUAGUACAUAUAGAAGAUGAAAUACCUCAACUAUUUAGCGAUAGUGGCAACGAAUGCAAUUUUGAAGGUUUCCUAAGUGAAGAAGAGCCAGACGACUACAAUAAUGAACUAAUAUUACAUGCAAAAAAUAUACCGCCUCUAAUGGUAGGUUUAAUUACGGAUGGCACUAAUGUUUUAACUGGACGGAGACAUAGUGUUCAGCAACAGCUAGUAGGUGCAACUAUUUUCUCACUUACAUUGUUUGUCGCACCGAUUGCAGCUGGCACUGAAUGAUGCAGCCAGCACUUCAAAGGAACUCCAAAUUCUGCGGCUAUUUUGUGAGCAACUCUUCAUUUUUCAUCGAAAUUCUACUUUUAUAUCAGUGGUUUAUUGUAACGCAUGCAAAGUUUAUGGUGUAAAAGGUUAGCACAAAAAAAAAAAUGUUUCAACGUAUGAAGGUAAGUCUUCGCUCAAGCAAUUUAGAAAGAUUCGAAGAAAAUCCAGACUCUGGUUUUUACUGGAACAAGCGCUCGAUAUAUGGGAUUGUAAAUUUGCAUGAAGUGAUAAAAUAUGAAGAUCGAGUUUUUAUUGCUAUAUCCAUGCAAAAGUGCAUUUUGAAACGAUGUUCAAAUGUAUCAGAUGUCUUUGCGGAGGCGGACGAGUUGCUUAACACAGUUGAAUGGACGGAGAGCGACUUUUUCACGGCUGAAAAAAACAAAAAGUUACAUAAAAACAUGCUAGACAAUAACAUAAAAGCCCUUAUUGACGACGAUAUGCUUUGCAACAACUCAAAUAUAAACGAGUAGAUGUUGGAAAUAUUUUAUCAGAGUGGAUAAUAUUGAAGAAAAUAAUAGCAACUUGGACAAGUACAAGUUCAAAAUCAUUUCCAACGCUAUCUUGGUCACAAAUAGUGACUAAUAUCAAACCAGAUAAAUUCGCUAAUCUUUUUUCUCUGAUUGAUUUUUUAUUUUGCCUUAGCUUAAGUUCGGCAGACGCAGAAAAAGGCUUUAGCGCAAUGAAAAACAUUAAAUCAAUUCAAAAAACACGAGUCAGUAACAAGUAAUUAACAAUGCGAUUGCGCAUCAAGAUUGGUCCAGAAAUGGAAUUAUACGAUCCAACAAAAGCCAUUAAACACUGGCUUUCAAAGCCAUCACGAAAAAAUUAAACUAGCAUCAAUCAAAAAAGCUUUACAUGGACAACAAAACUCCAGUUGUGUCAGUUAAAAAGUCAAAGAAAAUACAUAUUUUUGCUAGUAGCGAUGAUGAUAGUGAUAGAGCUGUAACAAUUGAUGACGAUAUAUAAUAAUUUUGAAUCUUGAAUGUUUUUUACCUUUUAAAAUAUAAAUAGUUUUUCUUGUAACAAAUAAGAUCGUAAUAAUUACAACACAUUAAAAGCAAAGGGUUUUAAAGUAUUUGUACAUUGUUUUUUAUAUUUGUCAACAGUUUUUUGUUGUAA
Messenger RNA from Hydra vulgaris (swiftwater hydra), 4549 nucleotides. Lineage: Eukaryota; Metazoa; Cnidaria; Hydrozoa; Anthoathecata; Hydridae. The record is from RefSeq and is a predicted model, not a curated record.